Nerophis ophidion (straightnose pipefish) is the source of this 3236-nucleotide messenger RNA. It is a transcript of the gene tmed6, whose product is annotated as transmembrane p24 trafficking protein 6. The record is from RefSeq and is a predicted model, not a curated record. The transcript has 4 exons. NCBI's taxonomy places the organism in Eukaryota, Metazoa, Chordata, Actinopteri, Syngnathiformes, Syngnathidae. Bases 81 to 824 code for a protein of 247 amino acids. Gene Ontology annotation, cellular component: Golgi apparatus; endoplasmic reticulum; endoplasmic reticulum-Golgi intermediate compartment. Gene Ontology annotation, biological process: endoplasmic reticulum to Golgi vesicle-mediated transport; intracellular protein transport; Golgi organization.
UAUCAGUGUUUGCUCCAGCUGUGUGGCUACCAAAGAGUUCCCAGUCUCCCAGUUAAUCAUUGGACCAGUGGAGAUCAGACAUGAAGCAGCAAACCUUCUGCGCGGUCCUGGUUCUGGCGUUCUGGACCCCUUGUCACGGCGGGCCCCUGACGGCCCCCCACGCCAACAUCACGGACCAGGAGCUGUUCUGGGGCGCCGACCAGUACGACUUCUCCGUGGUUCUGUCCGCCGCCGGCAUGGAAUGUUUCUGGCACUUUGCUCACACGGGAGAGAAGUUCUACCUCAGCUUCAUGGUGCAGUGGGUGACGGGUGUCGGCCAUGACAGACACCUGUCCGUCACCGUCAACGCCCCGAGUGGCCUGCUGCUCUCCGGCGUGGACGACGCCACUGGUCAGGUGGAAUUUGACGCCAAGGAGACUGGUUUCUACCAGAUGUGUUUCAGCAACUUCCACAACCGCCUGGGAACGAUGCAGGUGUUCCUCAACUUCGGCGUUUACUACGACGAGCACCGCCCGGAUGGCGGCGGCGGCGACAACGUGAAGAAAGACGCCGCGUCCAAGCAGCUGAACGACACGCUGAGCAUCAUCCAGGACUCCGCCCACAAGGUGGAGAACCACGUCUUCCACAUGUUCCGUUACUACAACUUCGGCCGCAUGAGGAAGAGCGCCGACUACUACCUGCUGAUGUCCAACGCCCGCUACGUCACCUGCUGGUCGGCGGCACUCAGCCUCCUGGUGGUGGCCUCGGGUUACCUGCAGUUGGUCUUCCUCAAGAGUCUCUUUGGCCGUGAGGCCGACCCCCAGGACCGCGCGCCUCGCUGUUGACAACUGUAUCAAGGUCUUAUAUAAGUCCGUAUCGACACAUUUUUUUUCCGACCUAUGGAAAACCAAAAAAUAGGAGAAAAAUGUAUCAAAUGUAACCAACCUGGCUUCGCAACUUCCGGUUUCUCCGAAGGUUUUCUCUAACGCGUUUUUUUUUUAUUGAUAUCAAUUACAAGAUGGGGCUUCACGGUGGCAGAGGGGUUAGUGCGUCUGCCUCAUAAUAAGAAGUUCCUGCAGUCCUGGGUUCAAAUCCAGGCUAGGGAUCUAUCUGUGUGGAGUUUGCAUGUUCUCCCCGUGAAUGCGUGGGUUCCCUCCGGGUACUCCGGCUUCCUCCCACCUCCAAAGACAUGCACCUGGGGAUAGGUUGAUUGGCAACUCUAAAUUGGCCCUAAUGUGUGAAUGUUGUCUGUCUAUCUGUGUUGGCCCUGCGAUGAGGUGGCGACUUGUCCAGGGUGUACCCCGCCUUCCGCCCGAUUGUAGCUGAGAUAGGCGCCAGCGCCCCCCGCAACCCCAAAAGGGAAUAAGCGGUAGAAAAUGGAUGGAUGGAUGGAAUUACGAGAUGUGUUGAUAUCGUUUUAUCGCCCGGCCCUAUCGUAAUCAGAAAUCAUCACAAUUAAACCGAGCGGAAGCAGCCGUGCAUCAACAAGAGCAGCGUAGCGCCCUGCUAUCCAUGCGCCACUAAAAUACAAACCCCGUUUCCAGAUGAGUUGGGAAAUAGUGUUAGAUGUCAAUAUAAACAGAAUACAAUGAUUUGCAAAUCAUUUUAAAUCCAUAUUCAGUUGAAUAUGCUACAAAAACAACAUAUUUGAUGUUCAAACUGAUAAAAAAAAAAUAAAAAAAUUAUUUAAAUAAUCAUUAACUUUAGAUUCGGAUGCCAGCAACACGUGACAAAGAGUUUGGGAAAGGUGGCAAUAAAUACUGAUAAAGUUGACAAAUUCUCAUCAAGCGCUUAUUUGGAACAUCCCACAGGUGUGUAGGCUAAUUGGGAACAGGUGGGUGCCAUGAUUGGCUAUAAAAGCAGCUUCCAUGAAAUGCUAAGUCAUUCACAAACAAAGAUGGAGCGAGGGUCACCAAUUUCUAAGGAAAUUGUCGAACAACAUUUCUCAAAGAGCUAUUGCAAGGAAUUUAGGGAUUUUACCAUCUACGGUCCGUAAAAUCAUCAAAAGGUUCAGAGAAUCUGGAGAAAAUCACUGCACGUAAGCGAUGAUAUUACGGACUGCUAAUCCUUCAGUCGGUAUUGCAUCAAAAACAGACAUCGGUGUGUAAAGGAUAUCACCACAUUGGCUCAGGAACACUUCAUAAAACCACUGUCAGUAACUACAGUUGGUUGCUACAUCUGUAAGUGCAAGUUAAAACUCUGCUAUGCAAAGCAAAACCCAUUUAUCAACAACACCAAGGAACACCGCUGGCUUUGCUGGGCCCCAGUUCAUCUAAGAUGGCAAAGCAGAAAGGUGUCCUGUGGUCUGAUGAGUCCACAUUUCAAAUUAUAUUUGGAAACUGUGGACGUGGUGUCUUCCGGAACAAAGAGGAAAAUAACCAUCCGGAUUGUUAUAGGUGCAAAGUUCAAAAGCCAGCAUCUGUGAUAAUAUGGGGGUGUAUUAGUAAGGCCUGGGUAACUUACACAUCUGUGAAGGCACCAUUAAUGCUGAAAGGUCCAUACAGGUUUUGGAGCAACAUAUGUUGUCAUCCAAGCAUUGUUAUCUUGGAUGCUCCUGCUUAUUUCAGCAAGACAAUGCCAAGCCACGUGUUUCAACAGCGUGGUUUUGUAGUGAAAGAGUGCGGGUACUUUCCUGGCCCGCCUGAAGUCCACACCUGUCUCCCAUCGAAAAUGUGUGGUGCAUUAUGAAGCGUAAAAUACGACAGCGGAGACCCCGGACUGUUGAACCACUGAAGCUCUACAUAAAACAAGAAUGGGAAAGAAUUCCACUUUCAAAGCUUCAACAAUUAGUUUCCUCACUUCCCAAACGUUUAUUGAGUGUUGUUGAAAGAAAAUGUGAUGUAACACAGUGGUGAACAUGCCCUUUCCCAACUACUUUGGUACGUGUCACAGCCAUGAAAUUCAAAGUUGAUUAUUAUUUGCAAAAAAAAAAUAAAGUUUAUGAGUUUGAACAUCAAAUAUCUUGUCUUUGUAGUGCAUUCAACUGAAUAUGGGUUGAAAAUGAUUUGCAAAUCAUUGUAUUCUGUUUAUAUUUACAUCUAACACAAUUUCCCAACUCAUAUGGAAACGGGGUUUGUAGUCCGUCUGCGUCAGCACUUAUAAUAACAAUAUCACUUAUAUUUGCUUCAUUUUCAGGUCACCACAUGUAAAUGGACGUUUAAAAAAAAAAAGUGAUACAUAAUGUGAUACAUUUUUUUCGUUUUGUUUUUCCCCAAAAAACAGAUGUUUUUUUUUAUAAAUAAACACAAUCUUCGCAU